GGUGGUCGCUUACAAGAGGUUAGUUCCAAAUAUAGUGAUUAAACGACUAGGAAACUUUUGGUAGUUUGGAAAGGAGAGGUGGUCGCAACCGGGGGUUUGACUGUAAUUUAAAUUCCCAUUGUUAAAAUCUGUUUAAAAGGUCUGUAGGCGUCAGUAAUCGAUCAGUUUUACUUAAAGAUCAACCAGUGGAUAUUUUUGGGAAAGAAAAGGGCGGCGAAUAACGCUAAUAAGUGAAAAUCAAGCCAAAAAAUCUUUAGAGCCACAGUUUCCUAGCGUCAAGGCCCCUGCCGGCUGAGAGGGACAGGCGAGUCUGGGGAUGAGAGUUAUUUAUGCCCUCGAAGCAACAUCACGCGAUGAUCAGAUGAUCAGAUGAUCAAGACACAGCGAGCACAGGCACAGCAUAGGAACUCUAGAAGUGUAUAGGCCAGCUGUAUAUCAAUUAACCUUGACACGGUUUUAGAAGCCAUCUUGACAGAUGGUCUGACUUUUGUUUCAACUACACUGUUUCAAAAAGGACGAUUUUGAUGUACCUCACAAUAUUGUCUUGAUUAAAGAAUCUUCACCAGGAGACAUUCAAAGGUCUCACAAUGACAUUUUCUCCUGAACAACUGAACUUUUUCAAGUUCUCCACAGUUGUACUUGAUGAGUUCCCAGUCGCCCUCCGUCAAGUGUUUGUCUUCAUGUGGGACAACCUGGUCGCUGGCGCCCCAAAAUGGGACGACUCCGUUGCGGUUAGAAACCUGUUCCUUGCGAAAGAAGGCGGCAAGACAAAAUAUGUACCAACUGGUAAAUCAAUAAAGGAAUGGGACUGUACAGCUCUGUUCGAAGCCACUAUCUUUGCAAAAACCUUUGCCAUGCCAGGCGGGACUGGAAAGCUUUGCACAUUAAAAGAGCUCUAUGCGAAAUCCCCACCAGGUGGAACUUUUCAUCACACUGUUAUCAGCUCCACUGGUAACCAAGCUGAGACGUAUGCCUUAGCGUUAGAUCAGCUGCGCUUGCUGCGAAACACGCUUUGUCACCAGAUCAGUACAAGGAAGAUUGACAAGGCCACCUUUGAUGGUUAUGUACUGCUUGCAAAAGAGGCCUUUACCGCUCUUGGACAGAACACUACCAGGAUCGAUGAGAUCGGAAAGUUGGCUGAAGAAGACUUUCCCACUGCAAGGCUUCAACAAGUGGAAGACGAGCUGAAGAAAGAAAAAGAUGCUGCCAUAAAAUUUCAACAGAUCGAAGAUCACCUCAAGAAGAUCGAGUCACAAGUAGAAGAUGUCGGGUACCUGUUUGUUUUUAUUUUAGGGCCAUUAGCUCCUGACUCGUGCAUACCACAAAAAAUUCCACACUUUGUGGGCCGCCAACUACAGUCUUUAAACAUCGUACGUCAUGUAACGAAUGAAUCAACUCGACUAGUUGGUAUCUGGGGCCCACCGGGAUUUGGAAAGACGUCAGUGGCCAUUGACGUGGCGCAUAAGUUACGAGCGAUGAAGAUUCCAGUGUACUUUAUAUCCCUUCGCGGAAUGAAGCGAAAAGAUGACUUUGUAUCAAAGCUGCUCAGUAUAUUUACAGUCACUGAACAGGUGCCUCAUCCUCAAAUCUCGGCUUCUGAUUGGCUCAUCCAAUGUUUACAGCAGCUGCAGAAUCGCUUUGUCCUGAUCCUGGAUAAUGCUGACGAUUUACUGGAAUCCGGAGAUGCCAAAGUCAAAGAUGAGGUCCUUAGGUUUGUGGAGGAAAUGGUUACUCGAUGCAAUCACAUCAAGCUUCUCUUCACCACUCGUGGCUCUCUAGAUUACUUGAAUCAUAAGCUACCCAUAUAUCUAGUGACAGUUGGUGUACUGAAUAAAUUUGCAUCGGGCAGAUUAGUAAGGUUACUACUGCCAGAUCUCUCAGACGAUGACUGCAAGAGCAUUGUAAGAGUGUGCGGACAAGUUCCUCUGGCCAUUCGAUUGAUGUGUAACACCAUGAUUGGAGGAAACGUUUCCCUUAAUGAGCUUUUAGAAGAAAUAAAGAUAACACCUCUUGUUGACGUAUUAGACAAUGAAAGUUUUCCCGAUGAUGUUCGACUGAAGACAAUAAUUAACACGUCUUUUCAAAGACUCACUGCUGAUGAGAAAGAUGCUUUCGUGUCACUAGCUGUUUUUCCUGGAAGUUUUGGAGUGGAUGAAGCUACAGCCAUUUUGAAUUUGAAAACAGCCUUUCGAACCAAAAAAGUGUUGCAAUCGCUGGAACGAAAAUCCUUGAUGACUAGCAUCGAUUUUGAAUCUGUCAGUUACACAAUUCAUUCGCUUUUGCUUUCCUUCAUUGACGAGAAGAGAAUGGAAGACGAAGAAAUUGAGGUCGCAUUUAAAGUCGCUGAACAUCGCUUUUACGACUAUGAUAUCUCUAUUUUUAGAGUAGCUAAUGAGAAAUUUUUAACUGGUCAUUCUAAUGAAGCGCUGAGAGUUUUGUUUGGACAGCGCGAGAGAAUCAUUUCGUCUCUUGUUAAUGGAACAAGGGCCGAAGGGCUGUACCCAAAGGUGGUAGAGGUAUUGUCCAAAGCAGAGCUUUUACUCCACUUUGUGUUGUCUGAUGAAGAAUCGUUGUUUGAGAAGAUUUACGACACAGUGAUAAAAGAAGCAAAGAAAAGGCAACUCUUGGUUGAUGAGCGUAUGUUGCUGGCUUCCAAAUCCUUUCGUCACUGGGCCUGGUUCACCACAGACCAUCAAACCUGGGAACAUUCACUGCAGUCCGCUGGUUGCUCCAGCACCGCUGAUUUUCCUACAAAGAUGUUGUGUUAUCAUGGCAUCUAUCAGCUUCUCUGUGGCAAGGUUGACGAAGGGUUAUCGUCCCUUAGAAGUUCUAUAGAUCGUCUAGGGAGCUGUUGUAACGAAAAGGUUCUGCGAAUACUAUGUUAUAAAGUUCUUGCAGAGACUUACCACGGCAAAGAGGAACGUGAAAUGGCGUCUCAUUUUCUGAACCUCUUCAACUGUGAGGCCAAGGCUACAUCAAGCUUUGUUUUGUGGCAGGUUUCUGAGGACGGUUUACUUUCAGAUGACAUCAAGGACUAUUGGAGGCGUAUGGAAGAUGAUGGUGCCUUCUAUGGGCUAAUGGCCAAGUUACUGCUGUACUUAUGUAGAAAUCCAUCACUCCCGGACGCUGAUUGUAAUGUCAUUAGUAGAUUCAUGGCAACCUUGCCAAAGUUGCAUAGUGCUGAAUCGGUCGAUGUUAGUGUCGUUAGUUCAUUCUCAAAGGAAAUGAUAAAAGUGAUUCGAACAAUGCUGUCCGCCGUUGAAGCUGACUCAAGAGUAGAACCGGAGAUUUUACAACUUCUCAAAAAGCUAUUUGAUUUUAUUCCACUGUUCGAGUGUUUGUUUCAGCUAUUGCCAACACUGUCUGAUGAUAGCUUAGACAGCAUGGAAAGCUUCAAACCAUUACCGCUGCUCAUUGAUUGGCUUUUGGUUGUGACAGAAACAAUGGCUCAACUUCAUGAUCCUUGUUGGCUUGUGUUUCUUGACGCAGCAGUCUUUAAAUCCCGGAUUGAAAGUUUGAGAGGUUAUUUAGAAAGUGAGAGAGGGGAACUUCAUGAUCGCGGCCCUGGUGUGGAUUGGGAAGACCUUGCAAGAUGUCAUGACAAGAUUGGUGUUAUUCAACGUCGAAUAGAGGAUUACAGCGGGGCAAUAGAUUCGCAUCAGCAGGCCAUAAGAUUGAGAGGAGAAAAUCGUGGAGACCACGUCGACACAGUUUUAAGCUUGACAAACAUUGGUUGUGUGUAUUUUAAGAUGAACAAUGAAAUCGAGGCUACCAAAUCAUUUCGAAGUGCUUUGGAGCUUAGUCAAAAAAUGGGUGUUUAUGAUCACGAGGACACUGCGGACAUUUACCACACCCUCGGUGAAAAUUAUCUCACCCUUGGUAACUACGAGAAAGCAUCGGAGGCACACCUGCAGGCUUUGAAACUUAGACGAAAACAUCUAGGAGAGCACCCUAAGACAGCAGAAAGCUUGAAUGGCUUAGGAGUUGUAUAUUACAAAAUGGGCGAACACCAGUCUGCAAGAGAGACAUUUCACAAUGCAUUGGACGUAACGAAGAAAAUGCUGGGUAAACAUGAACAGACUGCCAACAGUUGUUACAAUUUAGCUUUAACCUAUCUUGCAAUGAAAAGCUCCCCAGAAGCUCGUGCAUUUUGUCAGCAAGCUAUGUCCAUGAGGCUGGAGUUGUCAGGUAAACCAUUGGAUUUUUAUAACUUAGGACGUAUUUCGUUCAAGAUGGGAGACAAAGUGUCAGCUAUGGAGGCAUUCCAGAAAGCGACAAAGAUUCCGUUUGGAAGUAUUGAAGUAAGGGCACGGUGCUAUUACUGGCUUGGAAAAGUGCAGUAUAGCUUGGAAGACCUGAACGGAGCUUUGAAAUCUUUGCAGGAGGCCACACGAUGGAGGAAGAAAAUUUUAGGGGAUCACUCCGACACGGCCAAAAGUCAAAGGCUACUGAAUUGUGUCAUUGAAGCUCUGAGUGGAAAGGAAUUAGAUUGUGACUGA
This is a messenger RNA of Orbicella faveolata, 4499 nucleotides long. RefSeq lists its product as uncharacterized. NCBI's taxonomy places the organism in Eukaryota, Metazoa, Cnidaria, Anthozoa, Scleractinia, Merulinidae. Gene Ontology annotation, molecular function: protein binding. The record is from RefSeq and is a predicted model, not a curated record.